Messenger RNA from Ascochyta rabiei, 1767 nucleotides. RefSeq lists its product as uncharacterized. The coding region runs from base 1 to 1767 and encodes 588 amino acids. Lineage: Eukaryota; Fungi; Ascomycota; Dothideomycetes; Pleosporales; Didymellaceae. The transcript is spliced from 3 exons. The record is from RefSeq and is a predicted model, not a curated record.
AUGACGACGGUCGCAACACCUGAUUUACCGUGCGACAGUUCAUCAUCUGGUCCGAGUGGUAAUGGAGCACCUUCAUCAGCGUUCGAGGCUGUAAGUGCACGCCCUCGACGCGCGCAACGGCGCCCUACGAAGCCAGCAACUUAUGAGCUCGCAAAUCAUGCCAAGGCAUAUAUCGAAGGCUUCCAAUUUGCAAACGCGUACGAGUUCCUCCACAGCCUGUUAGCAGCUGGCACAUCCAUCUCUACGCCUGCACAACCAUAUAUCGGCCUCCUCCCGCCGCCUACGCAGAUUGCACUUGCCGCCUCGCUCAUAGCCUACACAUUCAAGACGCCUUCGUUGGAGAAUCGCAGAGGUUCCGACGCUGCGCUGCGAUACCUCCAGUGUGUCCUGAACACGAUAGAAGAGCCGACGUAUGUCUACAUACGGCAGGCUUUCAUGUUCCCUCCUGAGCGUACAGGAAGACGCCCACGAGGCCACAGGAACACGACUAGGAGUCUGUCCCCCGAGGAGGAGAAAGAUGUUGAUCAACUCUAUUGUGAACCAGCCAAUGAGAAGAGCAUGUGGAACAGAGCGGACGACUUUUGGCAUAUCGUUGGAUGGGCAUUCAACUGCUCUGUAGCAUACAAAAAGCGGUGGGAGAGAUGGAAGCUGUUGCUUUCUAUAAUGCUGGACUUCCUAGAAGCCGACUGGGAUGUUUGUGUCAGGUCAAGUCAGCACAACGAAGCAGGCCAAGAGGCUGCACUGCAGGAGAGCCUUAUCUGGCACUACAUCGUGGGCGAAGGUCAGUCAAUGACCAGAGCAACGAGACGCCGCAGUGCCAGAGCAAUCUUCGCGAUAGCCUCUUCAAACUCUUUGAAAGAAUACCCUGAGAUCUGGGAGAGUGAAACCAGGGAGCUGAAGGAGAGAGCGAAUAAAAAGCAGAAGCUCGGCAAUGUCGACUUCGAAACGGGUGAGGUGGCCGAUUAUGAUAGCGAUGAGGAGAAGAGAGAUGCUCCUAGGGUCACACGAGCGAUUGAGCGCAAACUUGAUGUCAGCCUGCCGCUAGAUCUUCCACAUAUCGCAGACGGCAACUUGAACUUGCAGGAUGCUAUCGAGCGACUAGGCGGCAAUGACGCAAUAACACUGCGACAGCGUCUCCUAGCCUUGCUAGCACAAGUAGCGACCAAACUCCCCAACAAUUUCACGACAUUAAGUGACUGGUUCGACAAUGUCGUGGAGGAUUUUCGAUACCUUCCGACUAUGCUAUUUAAAGUGUUUCUUACAACACUUACUGUUCCGGGACCCAUGAAAUUCAUGUUUCUCGCCAAUCUCUUGCUGCCUUUCGUUAGCGGUACAUUACCCGACUACUUCCGAUACGACCCAACACAAGAGCACUUUGAGUCCAUUCUGCUUCCACUGCACGGCAGACAGAGUUUUGCCGACAACGCCAAGGUUUCCCUGAUCCUUGAACAACUUUUUGUACUUAUGAUGGCAGGGAAUGGACUUAAGCCUACCGAUGAACUUAGAAAGGCUAUGGAGACCGGUAUACAAGCAAGACAUAACGUAUACGGGUCUGGCAGAGGUAAGAGGGGCAAUGCUGGAGAGGAGAAGCAAGCGAGAGAGCUGAUGGUGGCUAGCUCUGGACGACUCCUUGGGAUGCUGGAGUUACUGGAGAUCGGGGCUGGAAAGCCUUCGCAGAAAACAGCAGGCUACGAAGCCAGUGUCUUCCUGUCGUUUGGGUCUGGGUCACCGCUUUCGUCUGCACCAAGCAAUAUCGAAGAGGACUAG